Messenger RNA from Dacryopinax primogenitus, 210 nucleotides. RefSeq lists its product as uncharacterized. Lineage: Eukaryota; Fungi; Basidiomycota; Dacrymycetes; Dacrymycetales; Dacrymycetaceae. The annotation marks the transcript as partial. The record is from RefSeq and is a predicted model, not a curated record. The transcript has 2 exons.
GACUAUUUUGAUCCAGUUAUUUUUCCAACAGUUGAGCAUGUUCCGUGGCAGGAAUGGAAUAUUCCAGUGCUGCCCGCCCUUAUGGAAGAUGUGAUUAAAGUUCUCUGCGCCAAGGUAGCCACAGGCACCUUUGAAUGCUCUCACACAGUUCCCCCAUUGACAGAACACAUCCUGGAAGACUUUGGAUCAAGAAGAUGCUAUGGACUUCUA